This is a messenger RNA of Frieseomelitta varia, 446 nucleotides long. Its product is annotated as putative fatty acid elongation protein 3. Gene Ontology annotation, cellular component: endoplasmic reticulum membrane. The record is from RefSeq and is a predicted model, not a curated record. Gene Ontology annotation, biological process: very long-chain fatty acid biosynthetic process; fatty acid elongation, saturated fatty acid; sphingolipid biosynthetic process. Lineage: Eukaryota; Metazoa; Arthropoda; Insecta; Hymenoptera; Apidae. The coding region runs from base 1 to 324 and encodes 107 amino acids. The transcript has a single exon. Gene Ontology annotation, molecular function: fatty acid elongase activity.
AUGUAUUCUUAUUACACUCUGAAAGCAUUGCGCUACAAAUUACCGAAAAAUGUGGCUAUGAUGAUCACUACGUUACAGAUAGUACAAAUGAUGAUGGGUUGCACUGUAACUAUUGCGGCUUAUUAUUACCAAAGAAGUGGUCAUUUUGAAUGUUAUUGUACACAGAAAAAUUUCAUACUUGCUUUUCUCAUGUAUUUUGGCUAUAUGAUCCUCUUUGUUAGAUUUUUUUGUAAGAAUUACUUGUCCGCCGAACAUGCGAGCAAAGACGGGAAGAAAAUUCAGUUCGAUGAAACCGCGAAAUAUGGCAAAAAAAAAACUAAUUAAGCAUAUUUUUCUGAACGAAUACGAUGUUUCCUGAGAAUCUUUUCUGAAAAUAUAGAAAUUCGUUUCGAGAAAUGAUUCAUAACUAGGGAUUGAAAUAAAUAGUUGUCUAUUGUUUUUAAGAA